CUGCCAAAACUGAUGCCCUGACAUCUAUCCCCUAGACUCACAUGGUAGAAGCAGAGUACUGACUGCUUCUGCUCAUACACUGUGGCAUGCCUCCCCCCAAUAAUACAUGUAACUUAAGAAGCAGUCUGCUACACGACUCAUGUAAUUGCAGGGCUGUGCAGAAACUUCCAUCUUGACCUUUUGCUUUUUCUUUUCUUGAAGGAUGGUUCAGCAGUUUGGAGUGGACUUUGAAAAGCGAAUCGAGGGCUCUGGAGAUCAAGUGGAUACGCUGGAGCUGUCUGGGGGGGCCCGAAUCAAUCGCAUCUUUCAUGAGCGCUUUCCCUUUGAGCUGGUAAAGAUGGAGUUUGAUGAGAAAGAUCUACGGCGAGAGAUCAGCUAUGCUAUUAAGAACAUCCAUGGAGUCAGGCAAGUUACAUGGGAAGUUCCCAUGUUCUCCUCCCCUCGACCCAUGUGGGCCCCACAACCUUCUGAGUCUCUGGUAGUGAGACCUUGACAAGGUUCAUGGGUAGUUUUCAGCACUAUUUAAACAUCUUGGUCUCCAAGGACAGAGAGAGUAUAUGUGUUGCCUCUGUAUUCUAUUCUGGGUCUCUUAGCUACUUUGUCCUCUGGAUGAAAUGCAUAGAUUAGUGUGACCUUAUUCCCU
Messenger RNA from Alexandromys fortis (reed vole), 643 nucleotides. Its product is annotated as dynamin-2-like. The record is from RefSeq and is a predicted model, not a curated record. The transcript is spliced from 2 exons. Gene Ontology annotation, molecular function: microtubule binding; GTPase activity. Gene Ontology annotation, cellular component: cytoplasm; membrane; synapse. NCBI's taxonomy places the organism in Eukaryota, Metazoa, Chordata, Mammalia, Rodentia, Cricetidae. Bases 203 to 493 code for a protein of 96 amino acids. Gene Ontology annotation, biological process: synaptic vesicle endocytosis.